AAAGUUAAUUUUUUUUGAAAUGCUGUCAAGGUAUAAUAAUAAUAAUAAUAAUAUUAAUGUAAAUUAUAGAAUUUAAUCCGCGGUUUGUUGAUUUCAUCUGUUUUAUACGUAAGUUAUUUAACUAUGCCGUUAGAUUUGAAUCAAAUACCAAUUAUCCCUGCCAAGACUGCUUUUAUUGGACACCUCAUGUUAAUUACCUGGGGUAUACAAGGACAUUGGAGUCCAGAUUCUUAUUUGUUUUACAAUAUUAUAUACUUGGGAAGUAUACUAUGGACAAUGCAUCAAACAGAAAAUGAAAAACCAGCGCAACUGGCUAUUUCUAUAAAUCUAGCGGCAGUAUUUCUAGAUAUUUUUACUAUUUAUUGUUAUUUUCCUUCUACAUUUUGGUUUACUGAGAUAUUUAGUGUUAUUUGUGCAAUGGGAAAUUUAGUUUUGCGUUUUGUAACUCUAUCAAUUCUUAGUAGAAUGUGUAUAGACAGCAGUAAUGGAACUUCUGAUGGUAUACCACCACCUUUACAAAAUUAUAUCAGUAGAGGAACUUCAAUUCCGCAAACAUAUGAAGACAUUGACCAACCUCCACAACAACAAGCACCGGGUAGCAAUGCCCCUUUUUUUACACCAUACCGUUAAAGACUACAAAAUUAUUUUAAUUUAUGAUUUUUACAUGUAAAUUAUAUUAAGAUGUUCUAAAGCUAUCGUUUAGUACAGGAAAACUUCUCAUUAUUAUGUUAUAACUUAAUAUUCUGUUUUAAAUUAAUUAUUUUACAAUAAAUCGUAAAUAAAUUA
This is a messenger RNA of Sipha flava (yellow sugarcane aphid), 786 nucleotides long. RefSeq lists its product as uncharacterized. The coding region runs from base 124 to 630 and encodes 168 amino acids. Gene Ontology annotation, biological process: angiotensin-activated signaling pathway. Lineage: Eukaryota; Metazoa; Arthropoda; Insecta; Hemiptera; Aphididae. Gene Ontology annotation, cellular component: plasma membrane. The record is from RefSeq and is a predicted model, not a curated record. The transcript has 6 exons.